ACUUAUUAAACGCACUACCCUAAACGCACACGCACACACACUCCUACAUUCAAUCACGACGUGUUAAAAACCCGCUCACACGCGCCCCCUUCUCUCCCACAAACAAACGAUUCGUGUUGCAAUCGGUAAACAACAAUCAACCAAACUGCGUGCUAUUGUCGUUGUCGUCAUCGGCCAGCCAGCCACUCGACACUCAAUCAGUUUUUCCCCACAGAGGCCGUCCGUUGUACAUGGUUGCUGUGUGUUCGUAGAGGCAGGCUAUAAUUGCUGUUGUUGGCGGCGUCUGCGUUGCCGGUUAUGUUGACGUUGAGACGCUAUUGCUGCUCUGUAGAUGUUCUUGCUGCUGAUGUUGCUGUUGCUGUUGUUGGCGUACCAAAAGUCGAUUAUUUGUAAUUAAAUAUAAUUACGUCUAUUAUGAAUUUUUUGGGUUUUGUUUUUGUAAUUAUAGGCUACGUCUGCGUUGCCUUAAUUCAAAAUAACGAAGCAUCACGCAUUCUCGGUGUAUUCCCAUCACCUUCCAAAUCGCAUUUGCUCAUACAUAGUGCCGUUGCCAAGGCAUUGGCGGAUGCUGGUCACGACGUCACCGUGUUGGCCACUACCAGCGAUGAUGCUCAGGCCCACCGUAAUGCCCCCUACACAUUUGUGGGCAUUGAGGGGCCCAUGUUUGACAAUGCGUUUGCCCAGGAAAUGGUUAAUCGUCCUUUGCCCCUUUAUCGUAGGCUGAAUUACAUUUUAGAGCAAAUUUUCACCAUGGCCAAUGAGACCAUGAAUCACGAGAAAAUGUUGCAGUUUUUGCAUAGCCAUAAGGCGGGUGAUUUUGAUGUUGUCAUAUUGGGUUAUUUUAUGAAUGAUUUUAUGCUGGGCAUGGGGGCUCAUUUCCAAUGUCCCAUAAUCUUGUCGUUUAUGGUGCAACCGAUAUUUCCCAUCAAUCGAAUGAUUGGCAACCCUGCUGAGACAUCAUAUGUUCCGAAUCGAUUUACGGGCCUUAAGCAACCGAUGAGAUUUUGGGCGAGAGUUAAAAAUUAUUUGUCAUCGUUAUUUGAACAGCAUAUUCUAGCGGCCAUUGUGGAGUGGAAGGUGCAACGGAUGUAUAGAUAUAAUUUCCCUCCCGAUCGUUAUCCCCCCUUGGAAGAGGUUUACAAAAAUGUUUCGUUGGUCUUGACAAAUCAUCACUUUAGCCAGGGACCCAUAAGACCCAAUGUACCAGCUUUAAUAGAGAUUGGAGGUAUACAAAUUAAAGAGCAGCCGGAUCCUUUGCCUGAAGAUUUGGCCAAAAUUAUGGAUUCAGCCAAGCAUGGCAUUAUCUAUUUUAGUUUGGGCACCAAUGUGCAGGGUUCAAAUUUGUCCAAAGAAAAGGCCAAACUGAUAUUCAAUGUUCUGUCCAGUCUACCCCAAACGGUGCUUAUGAAAUGGGGUGACAAAGAUUUUCCUGGCGAAGCUGCAAACAUCAUCUACAAAUCCUGGUUGCCUCAAGACGAUAUAUUGGCUCAUCCCAAUGUCAAGCUGUUUAUUACCCACGGUGGUCAAGGCAGUGUGGUGGAAUCUCAAUAUCAUGGUGUUCCCAUGGUAGGCAUACCCUUCUUUGGAGAUCAGCAUUCAAAUAUGGCCAAUGUGGAGAAGUCAGGUUUUGGCAUAGGUCUCAAAUAUGCCACUCUCAAUGAAAAUGAAUUGAGAGCUUCAGUGUUGGAAGUACUUAAUAAUCCCAAAUAUAGGGAAAAUGUUCAACGGUUUUCCAAACUUUAUCGUGAUAGACCCAUGAGUCCUCGCCAAUUGGUAAGCUAUUGGGUGGACUAUGUGAUUAGGCAUAAGGGAGCCAAACAUAUGCAAUCGCCUGCUGUUCAUAUGUCCUGGUGGGAAUUGCAUUCCUUGGAUGUCAUAGGUUUCCUAGUGGCUGUGCUAACGGGUGUUGUAUGGCUUUUGGUGUUUCUAGUAAAGUUGCUGUGUUGCAGAGGUCGUAAAGCCUCUGCUUCAAAAGCUGUGAAGAAUCAGAAGAAGAAGAAGGCUUAAACUUAUUUUUAUUUUUACUAUUUUUAAAAGCAGCAGUACUCUAAAACAACUUAAACGAAUUUUUGUAUGUAUUUUAACAAUAAUUUAUAGAUAGGUUAGAUAUUUUACUAAAAAAAAUUUUAUGAAAACUCAAUAAAAGUAAUUGAAGAAUAAAAGAAAAUAAAAAGUUA
Messenger RNA from Stomoxys calcitrans (stable fly), 2177 nucleotides. RefSeq names its product UDP-glycosyltransferase UGT5. The record is from RefSeq and is a predicted model, not a curated record. The transcript has 2 exons. The coding region runs from base 415 to 2007 and encodes 530 amino acids. NCBI's taxonomy places the organism in Eukaryota, Metazoa, Arthropoda, Insecta, Diptera, Muscidae. Gene Ontology annotation, molecular function: UDP-glycosyltransferase activity.